AUGGACAAAUUUUUUGCAGCUGUAUCAUUAUUUCGUCGUCGAAAAUAUGAUGAGUGCAUCGAGGUGUGCAACGAGCUGCUGCAAAAUAAUGCCCUUCAUCAAGGUCCUUGGGAGCUGAAGAUGCGAUCUAUGACCCAGCGAGUGUACAUCGACGAUAUCGAAGCGGACGACGAUGUGCCGGAGGACAUACUGGAUACUCAAACCAUAGCGACUGCCCCAAGACCGGGUACCUCAAUCCGUACAGCCGUUAUAGAGAACCUAUCGUCGACAGCCACAGCGAAGACAGCUGGAGCUCGACCUCGCACCGGCACUGGUAGACCAAUCACCGGCAUUUCUCGUCCGGGAACACUUUCGCUGCAACGUCCCGGAUCCACUCUGGGGAACAAAACUGCCAUGAAAACAGCAAGAACUGCAGGAUCUGCUAGGAACAUCCGACUAGGAUCGGCAUCGAUGUUUUCUGUGGGCGAUCCCACUGGGCCACUAUUUCACAUUUCUCGCUUACAUCCGGACAAAUACGCAGAAAAGGAACACCUGUCGAAGCCCUUGUUUCAAUACCUUUACUAUCACGAAGGUGAUAUUCGAAAAGCUAUGGGACUUUGCGAUGCAGUCCUAAAAAUAAAACAAUCCGCGGCAGGUUGGUGGUGGAACACCCAAAAGGCUCGUUGUCUUAUAACUACUGGCAGUCCCAGAGAAGCAGAGCAUUAUCUCAACACUGCACUCGCCGAAAUCUACCACCAAGAUACGGUACUUCUUUUGGCCAGAAUAUAUAUCAAAAUGGAUCAACCAACAGCGGCACUAGAGGUCUGCAAAAACGGCCUCGAAAAAUUGCCCAACGAUAUUACUAUCCUCACACAACAGGCCCGAAUUUUGGAACUAGUCGGUAACCUUGCAGCGUCGGUACGUCGUUAUCGCCAAAUCUCCCAACUGGAUUCGAUGAACACCGAAGCUUUGGCCUGCAUUGCCGUCAGUUAUUUCUACGGAAAUCAACCGGAAACUGCUUUGCUUUACUAUCGAAGGAUUCUAUCGAUGGGUGCGCACAGUGCUGAACUGUACUGCAACAUUGGACUUUGCUGUUUGUACGGAGGUCAGCUGGAUCUGGUAUUUCCUUGCUUUCAACGAGCCAUCCGGAUGGCAACCAGUUCCGAUUUGAAAGCCGACAUAUGGUAUAAUCUCAGCUUUGUAGCAUUGACAACUGGAGAUGCCCAUCUAGCCCGGCGCUGCCUACGUCUAUGCAUUGCCACCAAUGGAAGCCACGGACCCGCGCUGAACAACAUGGCCGUAAUGGUUGCCCGACAGAAGCAAUACCCAAAAGCUAAAUCCUAUCUGCUGUCCGCAAAAGUUGCUCUACCGAACAGUGAGGAGAUAACAAAUAAUCUAGAGUUCAUAGAAAACUUCGAGUAA
Molecule: messenger RNA, 1401 nt
Organism: Sabethes cyaneus
Lineage: Eukaryota; Metazoa; Arthropoda; Insecta; Diptera; Culicidae
Gene: BBS8
Product: tetratricopeptide repeat protein 8
Exons: 4
Coding region: 1-1401 (466 amino acids)
Biological process (GO): non-motile cilium assembly
Cellular component (GO): BBSome; ciliary basal body; non-motile cilium
Molecular function (GO): protein binding
Source: RefSeq, a predicted model, not a curated record